AUGUUUGAAACUAAAAUUGGAAAAAUUAAGGAUAGUCCUCAUAAUCCAGAUGAUAACUCUUGUCUUGUAGCCACCCCGUAUCAAACGUGUUCAUUGCCACAACAUCUUUCUGUUGAUAUAUCUAAACCACUCUGUGGAUUGGCAUUGCUCCUGCAAGUGCCGGUUAUUUGUAACCCUGCCACUGGAGAGUUACUAACCUUACCCAAUGUUCUUCUAGAAGAAAAAAACUUACCCAACCCCAAGGAGAUUUCAAAAAUUUAUCACUUAGGAUAUGAUCCGGUCGGAAAACAGUUCAAAGUGUUGUGUAUGACCUUUUCAUCACAUGAUGAAAGAGUAACCACUCAUCUGGUUUUGACGCUAGACUCUCGAAAGCCUUUAUGGAGAAAGGUGGAACGCAAAUUCCGUUUUGUGAGAAACCGUAGAAUGUUAUCUGGCCCAUUCUUGUUUGACUGGAUUCAAGAAGUAGAACCAGAAACACACAAAGAAGAGACUAUAGCCUAA
Eruca vesicaria subsp. sativa (arugula) is the source of this 501-nucleotide messenger RNA. NCBI's taxonomy places the organism in Eukaryota, Viridiplantae, Streptophyta, Magnoliopsida, Brassicales, Brassicaceae. The record is from the annotation of a GenBank genome assembly.